AUGUUCCUCGUGGCUACCGAUUGUAUCUCGGCAUUCACCACUCGGAUGAAGAACAGAGCCUCGCGCCGCACCCUCUCCCGCCGACUCUCUCCCUACAGCAUCGUCAAGCUCUUGAUCACCACGUUUAUCGGAAACAUCCUCUUGAGCCUGCUCUGCAUCAUCCCGCCCCUUGUCACAGGUUCAAGGGGUACUACCAGUCCGGGGACAGCCCAGAAGCGCACAACACGCGCUUCAUCUACCUGCCUGUUCUGGGCAGCCUACAACAUCCUCGCCAGCUGGGUCCUCAACUUCCUCACCGAGCUCAUCCCCCGCGCAAUCGUUCUGUUGGUUGGCGUGGUGUGGGGAGAGGUGAACAAGACGAUCAAGGCCCGCGUCGACCGCCAAGCCGUGGAUCAAAGUGAUCUUUUACUCGGCCAUGUGCUGGGGCUCCUGGGAAGUCAUCUUCAAUGGCAUCUAUCACCUCUACGCCCUCACCGAGACCGGCCACUACCGCGCCCCAUACACCGAAACUAUCCACAUCAUCGUCGAACUGCUGUUCUUCUUCAUGCUCAUCCUGUCCCUGGAAAAACUACUGCUGCUAACCAUCAGUAUGAAUUUCCAUCAAGUGGCCUACGCGGAUCGGAUUCAGAAAAUCACCCGAACCUUCGCAGUGAUCGAUGCCUUGAAAGAUUGCCGUCCGAAGCGCAAAUCUUUCCCGCUGGCACCCAACAGUCGCCGGCCGUCUGGGGCGAUCCUGACGAUGAAAGGGCUCGCGGGCAAGAAGGCGGCCCAAGAGCCGGCGAUGGCCAAGAAGAGCAGAUGGUAGUCACGCAACCGGGAGCCCUAGCAGCAGAUGGGCGACAAGGAGAAGGUGGAUUACGAAGCCCAGAUGCACGAGACGGACCGGUUCAAUACCGAGUACCAGAAGGAUCUGCCCUUCCACCACCAGCAAAACAAGCGAUCCUCACGCCUGAUGCGCCGCAACUCGCAGACAACGCUUGCCGCGCUGGCCGCGCCUCGGCAGCCAAGAUCGCCCGCGCGGCGAUGAAGGAUCCGGUGUGGGUCGUCGGCAAGAAGUCCGGGCUCAAUCUGGACGUCAACAACCCCGCGGAGGCCCGGAAACUGGCCUGGAAGAUCUACUUCGGCUUCAAGCCGGACUCGGCCCGGACCUACCUGGUGCCCUCGGACUUCUACCCGGCCUUCCCGACGCACGAGCUUGCCAAGGAGGCCUUCUCGAUCUUCGACUCGGCCGGGAGCGGGAACAUCAGUCGGAUGGAGGUGAAGAACGAGAUCUUCCGGGCCUACAAGGAGCGCCGGGCACUGGCCAACUCGCUCCAGGACGUCGGCCAUGCGAUCGGCCGACUGGACCGGAUCAUGAUGGCCAUGGCGGGGAUCGUGUUCGUGUUCAUUGCACUGUCGAUCGUCGGGAUCGACUACUCCAAGGCGCUCGCCUCAGUGUACACCGUGGGCAUCGCGGCGGCGUUUAUCUUCAAGGAGACUGCGGGCAACGUGUUUGAUGCGAUCAUCAUGGUCUUCUGCACCCAUCCCUACGACACGGGGGACCGGGUGAUCAUGGACAAGGUGCUGGUGGUGAAGUGGAUGGGCCUGCUGAGUGGUUUGCGCCGAACUCGCUGCUGGGCCAGAAGUUCAUCAUCAACCUGCGCCGGAGCUCGAACCAGUUCGAGAAUGCGACGGUGCAGUUCGGCUGGAAGACGCCGCCGGAGAAGCUGGAUGCGCUGGAGGAGAAGAUGA
This is a messenger RNA of Puccinia triticina, 1731 nucleotides long. RefSeq lists its product as uncharacterized. The transcript is spliced from 7 exons. Gene Ontology annotation, biological process: calcium ion transmembrane transport; intracellular calcium ion homeostasis. Lineage: Eukaryota; Fungi; Basidiomycota; Pucciniomycetes; Pucciniales; Pucciniaceae. Bases 1 to 1731 code for a protein of 576 amino acids. Gene Ontology annotation, molecular function: calcium channel activity; calcium ion binding. The record is from RefSeq and is a predicted model, not a curated record.